AUGUGCAGCGGCGUCGGCUGCUUCUGGGCGCUGCUCUCCGCGGGGCUCCUGGCCGCCUGCGCCGCCGCCUUCCUCUCCCCGGCCUGGCUGCUGCCGCCCGGGAGAGCCGCCGCCGGCUUCGGCUUGCUGUGGCGGUGCUCCGGCCCGCCCCGCGGCUGCCACGGCUCCGCCGGUCCCGGCGGCUUCGGAGACAUCCCCUCCGGCUCCUGGCAGACAAGUGCCGUGCUGUGUGCGGGAGGCUGUGCCCUGCUGGCCCUCAGCUCGCUGCUGGCCAUCAUCGCCGUCCUGCUGCCCAGCGGAGCCUGUGAGAGGAAAGUCUGCACUCUGGCCGGCUACAUGCAGACAGCAGCAGUGUUCAUUAUGGCUUCUGGGCUUUUGGUUUACCCUUUUGGUUUCAACUCUGCUACUGUGAAGAAAUUCUGUGAGAAUUCAGACAUCUACUAUGCAGGAGACUGCCAGAUUGGAUGGGGGUAUAUGCUGGCAAUUGUGGGGGUCAUGUUGUCUGUCUUUUUACCAUUCUUUGCAAAAUAUGCACCAAAAGAGCACAUAUCUCCGACUCCAAUACCUACUAUUUUAUAGUAUUUUAUUACUGUUUAAGAACAGAACAUUCCUGUCUACGGGCAAUGGGCAGCAGUUAUUAUAGCACUUCCAUUUAGCUGUAUUGCUAAAGAGAAAAAAAGAAAAAAAGAAAAAAAAAAAAAAAAAGGAGAUGGGGAGAGAAGGUCAGAUUCACAAAGACCAAAAGUGCAUUGAUAGUCUUCCGUACACACGAGCAGCGAACGCUCUGGAAUUAAACUAAGAUGAAUCAGCAGCCUUUGUGCUGCUCCGAACACAGCCUUAGCAAAAGUUGGUAUCAGUUUAUCCUCAGAACAUCUGUCUACCUCCCAGGCUGUUUCUUUUGUGUCUCAAAACCUUAAGACUUUUAAAAAGUUUCAAUCCACUUUUUAUAUAUUAUUAAAUGUGAAAGCUUUUAUGAACCCACUAAUUUUAAAACCAAUAACAAUAUUUUGUUAUAAUUAUUUUGGUUAAUUAAAAAAAAAAAAAAAAAGCCUACUAGUAGCCAUGGCC
Molecule: messenger RNA, 1068 nt
Organism: Lagopus leucura (white-tailed ptarmigan)
Lineage: Eukaryota; Metazoa; Chordata; Aves; Galliformes; Phasianidae
Gene: LHFPL7
Product: transmembrane protein 211
Exons: 3
Coding region: 1-579 (192 amino acids)
Cellular component (GO): membrane
Source: RefSeq, a predicted model, not a curated record